Molecule: messenger RNA, 1764 nt
Organism: Hippopotamus amphibius kiboko
Lineage: Eukaryota; Metazoa; Chordata; Mammalia; Artiodactyla; Hippopotamidae
Gene: SLC35F6
Product: solute carrier family 35 member F6
Exons: 6
Coding region: 120-1235 (371 amino acids)
Biological process (GO): transmembrane transport
Cellular component (GO): intracellular membrane-bounded organelle; membrane
Molecular function (GO): transmembrane transporter activity
Source: RefSeq, a predicted model, not a curated record
CCCGGCCCGGAAGCGCUCGCGCCCGAGACCCCCGGGCGACCGGGUCGGGAGCUACCACCUACAGCGAGCGUGGAGGUCGCUGGGGUCCCUUUAGUUUCGCGCUCCCCGCAUCCGCCGCCAUGGCCUGGACCAAGUACCAGCUGUUCCUGGCCGGGCUCAUGCUCGUCACCGGCUCCAUCAACACGCUCUCCGCAAAGUGGGCGGACAACUUCGUGGCCCCAGGCUGUGGAGGGAGCCAGGAACACAGCUUUCAGCAUCCCUUCCUCCAGGCAGUGGGCAUGUUCCUGGGGGAGUUCUCCUGCCUGGCCGCCUUCUACCUGCUCCAGUGCAGAGCUGCAGGGCACCCAGACACCAGUGCGGAUCUCCAGCAGGCCUUCAACCCCCUUCUUUUCCUGCCCCCAGCCCUCUGCGACAUGACCGGGACCAGCAUCAUGUAUGUGGCCCUGAACAUGACCAGUGCCUCCAGCUUCCAGAUGCUGCGGGGAGCAGUGAUCAUAUUCACAGGCCUGUUCUCGGUGGCCUUCCUGGGACGGAGGCUGGCCCUGAGCCAGUGGCUGGGCAUCCUCGCGACCAUCGCAGGGCUGGUGGUCGUGGGCCUGGCCGACCUGCUGAGCCAGCACGACAGUCGGCACAAGCUCAGCGAAGUGAUCACAGGGGACCUGUUGAUCAUCAUGGCCCAGAUCAUCAUCUCCAUCCAGAUGGUGCUGGAGGAGAAGUUCGUCUACAAGCACAACGUGCACCCUCUGCGGGCAGUCGGCACUGAGGGCCUCUUUGGCUUCGUGAUCCUCUCGCUGCUGCUGGUGCCCAUGUACUACAUCCCCGCCGGCUCCUUCAGUGGAAACCCUCGCAGGACACUGGAGGAUGCGCUGGACGCCUUCUGCCAGGUGGGUCGACAACCGCUCAUCGUGCUGGCGCUGCUGGGCAACAUCAGCAGCAUCGCCUUCUUCAACUUUGCGGGCAUCAGCGUCACCAAGGAGCUGAGCGCCACCACCCGCAUGGUGCUGGACAGCCUGCGUACCAUUGUCAUCUGGGCCGUGAGCCUGGCUCUGGGCUGGGAGGCCUUCCACCCGCUGCAGAUCCUCGGCUUCCUCAUCCUCCUGACGGGCACCGCCCUCUACAACGGGCUGCACCACCCGCUGCUGAGCCGCCUGUCCAGGGGCCGGCCCCCGGCAGAGGAGGGCGAGCAUGAGAGACUGCUGGGGGGCUCUAGGACUGCCAUCAACGAUGCCAGCUGAGCCUCCUGCGGGGCCUCUGCUGCCACCUGGACGCUCCUUGUUCACCCUGAGGCUGAGGCCACGUGGGCUGGUGAACCUCAAGGGCCCUGUCCCCAAGGCCUCGCUCUGCCCCCUCCCUAUCGACCCCGCCCCCCCCCCCCAGGGCAGCUGUUGCCACAGAAGAUGACACAAUACCCAGGUCCUCCUUUGUCACCACUUCAUGCAGAAAGGUCUUACCCAGCUCCCACAGGCCUGAGUGCAGUGCCCCACCCCCACCAGGCUCCCCUAGCCCUGCAGCCCCUCCUGCGACACUAGAGCUAAAUCAUGGAGUAGAAUUGCAGGAACCAGCAGCCCUAGGGCUUCCUCCUAAAUCAUAAGCCAAAUGUGGUUCUCCGAAGAGGAGAGCUCAGUGAGCAAACUCUAACAGAACUAAGCACCAUAUUUUCUAAAACUUGUAAGCUAUUCCCUAACCCUGUCCAGAGAGUCAGGUUUCCGCCGGGGCCUUGCUGAAAACUCUGUGUGUGCUCCCCAGCCCUGUACCUGGUCACUG